Messenger RNA from Entrophospora sp. SA101, 1287 nucleotides. The record is from the annotation of a GenBank genome assembly. NCBI's taxonomy places the organism in Eukaryota, Fungi, Glomeromycota, Glomeromycetes, Entrophosporales, Entrophosporaceae.
AUGAGUGAAAAUAUUUCUGCUAUUUCUGAAAUCUCUUCUAUUUCUUCCUCUGCUGCCACCACCGCAUCUUCUUCACCCAAUAUUCUUGAAUCUGAUCAAACAGUCAACAACGACAAUAAAAAUAAAAACAACAAUCAUCAUCAUAAUGUUGAUUCACUUCCUCAAAUUAAACUUCCAUUUCCACCAGUGAUUGAUCCAUCAGACUUGAUUCAUCCUAGCAAACCAGUUACAAGUAUUUCUGCAUUCGACGAACCUCAUAAACCAUCACGUGCACCAAAUGCAUUCAUCAUUUAUCGUAAAGCUUUUGUUAAGGCGGCUAGAGAUGAAGGCCAUUGUCUACCAAUGACCGUGAUUUCUUCAAUGGCUUCUGCAGCCUGGGAAAAAGAGUCUGAGGAAGUUAAGACAGAGUAUAAACGUAUUUCAAAAGAAGCUCAUUUGAAAAAGAAGGCAAUCUCAAAAGACACAAAUCCCACGCCCAAAUUCCAUCCCGGGCCUUGUCAGGGAAAGGAAAUGUUUCGUCGACUAUCGAAUGUUUCAAAUGUUGCGUCAACUAACGUUCUAAAAGGUGGAGUUGGUGGUAAUAGUAGUGGUGUUUACUAUAUUGGAAAUUUGUUUGGUAAUAAUGGUUGUGUUUAUGGAAGAGGAUUAUUUGGUGCUAAAACUAGUGCUAAAAAACCCAUAAAAAAGGCGACUAUAAAGAAGAAAGUAGCUGCAAAGAAGGCAGCAGUACCUGUUAAAAAAGCAGCACUUCCCAAAAUUACAAAACCGGAACCUAAAAGACCAAAUACGCCAUAUUCUAUAUUCUUUAAUGAAGAAUACAAGAUGGAAAUAGAGAAAGAUCCUACCCUUAAGGUGCCAAGAAUUGGUAAAAUUUUAGGUGAAAAAUGGAGAAAUUUACCCGAUGAUAUGAAAGAGAGUUAUAAAGCGAGAUAUCUUCAAGAAAGAGAAGAGUAUAAGAAGAAUUAUGAGAAAUGGUAUAAUUCUUUGACAGUAGAUGAUAUUAAACUUGAGAAUAAACAUCGUAAAUUGAGAAAGAGACGAGGAAAAAAACUUUUGAAAAUUCCAAAUAUGCCCAAAAGACCAACCAGUCCUUAUAUUUAUUUCGUUGUAAAAAAUAUGGAUGUAAAUGAUGGUGAAAAGUCUACAGUUCGUGUGUCCAAACUUGCAGAAAAAUGGAGAAAUUUAUUGGAUAAAGAAAAGAAGAUCUACCAAGAUUUAAGUGAAAAGGAUAAAAAGAGAUAUUUAGACGAGAUGGUAGAAUUCGAGAAAAAACAAGUGGUGGCUUGA